This is a messenger RNA of Eupeodes corollae, 1474 nucleotides long. Its product is annotated as phenoloxidase-activating factor 2-like. Gene Ontology annotation, molecular function: serine-type endopeptidase activity. Bases 156 to 1388 code for a protein of 410 amino acids. Gene Ontology annotation, biological process: proteolysis. The record is from RefSeq and is a predicted model, not a curated record. NCBI's taxonomy places the organism in Eukaryota, Metazoa, Arthropoda, Insecta, Diptera, Syrphidae. The transcript has 3 exons.
UCUUCAUCAACAUCAGCACUUAGUUGUUUUACUCUCUUGACUCCGAUCAUAUCACAGUUCUGAAGUUAGGAAAUAAAAAAGGCGGUUUCAGUUUGAAAUUAAUCUUAGCAACGAUCGGAUCAUAGAUAAUCUUCUCAUAGAACAUAUCCCGAGCAAUGAAUGCACAAUUUAUUCUUGCAUUAUCAGUUCUCCUGAUUGGAACAUGUAUUUGUACGGAAGACAAUGACUAUUUGACAACAGUUCUUAAAGAUGUCUUUGGUGAUUUAGAAGAAAAAGACCCCGCCGAAUUUGUAGUACCAAUUUCUCCAACACUAAACACAAAUGCAACUAAACCACAAACUACUCCUACAUCUUGUCAAAAGGGUGAAAAGUGCGUAAAGGAAUAUCUCUGUAAAGAAGGCACAGUAGACGAAGAUGGUGAUGUUUCUAUUUUCAAUCCUCGUUUUUUGAACGAAAAGAAUGAACCUGUAUGUCCAUUUCUUGAAAAGUGCUGUUCCACCGGGAGUAUUACUGAAGAUCCAAUUGUUCGACCAAGAACAGUUUCACUUGGAUGUGGUAAUCGAAAUAUAGAUGGUGUUGGUUAUAGAAUUGAAUCACCACAAAUUAACGAAUCUCAAUUUGGUGAAUUUCCAUGGAUGUUGGCGAUAUUACGAGCAAGAGACGAUACGGACACAACACGUGAAAUCUAUCAAUGUGGUGGAUCGCUGAUUCAUCCUGAAGUGGCCUUAACCGCGGCGCAUUGUGUAUUUGGUAGAAAAGCAACAGAUUUUGCUGUACGAGCUGGAGAAUGGGAAACGAACACACAAAAUGAGUUAGAACCCCAUCAAAACAGAGAUGUCAUAGAAAUGGUUAUUCAUCCAAAGUACAACAAGAACAACUUAUUCAAUGAUGUAGCCCUGUUGUUUCUGAAAUCUCCCUUUGAUUUGGCUCAACACAUAAAUACCGUUUGUCUUCCACCACCUGGUUUUGUUUUUGAUUUUUCAAAAUGCUUUGCCACUGGUUGGGGAAAAGAUCAAUUUGAAAAUGGAAAGUAUCAGAAUAUUUUAAAGAAAAUUGAGCUUCCAAUUGUUCCGAGUUACGUGUGUCAGGAUAAUUUGAGAAAAACCCGUUUGGGGAAUUAUUUCAAACUUAACCCAAGCUUUAUAUGUGCCGGUGGUGAACGUGGUAAGGACACAUGUGAAGGCGAUGGUGGUUCACCUUUGGUUUGUCCAAUAGAAACUGCUGAAAAUCGAUUUUAUCAAUCUGGAAUUGUGGCAUGGGGUAUCGAAUGUGGAAAAGAAAAUGUUCCGGGGGUUUAUGUUAAUGUUGCGCUAUUCCGUGAAUGGAUAGAUGAAGAACUUGAAAAGAAACAUUUGGGAGUUUCUGAAUAUGUGCCACUCCCACGAUAGAGAGUCUUUGAGCAGUCUUAUGUGGCAGUACACUAAAGUACAUUAAGCAUGAUUUAUAAUAAAUAAUUAAGAUAAACCUAAUAUAA